UUGUAUCUCCGACCAACCGGAGGCAUUUUUGUUUUGGCGCGUGACAGGAAGAGGCGGGAGCUCAGGACCCGCGCCUUCUCCUUGCUUCUCGGGGUCGUGGCCUUGCUCCCGCUGUGCAGAGCGAGAGUCCGGGCGCGUCCACGCGCGUGUGUGCCCGUGGAGCCUGUAGUGUUCGUGAGGCCGCGCUAAGUGUCUGUGGAGGCAGAAGCAGAAGCCAUGGGCGGGACGGCUAGCACCCGCCGGGUCACCUUUGAGGCGGACGAGAAUGAGAACAUCACCGUGGUGAAGGGCAUCCGGCUUUCGGAAAAUGUGAUUGAUCGAAUGAAGGAAACCUCUCCAUCUGGCUCAAAGUCUCAGCGGUAUUCUGGUGCUUAUGGUGCCUCAGUUUCUGAUGAAGAAUUGAAAAGAAGAGUGGCUGAGGAGCUGGCAUUGGAGCAGGCCAAGAAAGAAUCUGAAAAUCAGAAACGACUUAAGCAAGGCAAGGAACUGGACGGAGAGAUGACUUUAACCAAUGAGCAGUUAACCAGAGCUAUUCUUCGUGAGAGGAUAUCAAAUGAGGAGGAACGUGCUAAGGCAAAGCACCUGGUGUCAGACCUGCCGUGUCGUGGAGGGCUCUCCCUGUCCUCACCUGCUCCUGCUUUCCUUUGUCCUCCCCUAGCUAAGCAGCUGGAAGAGAAAGAUCGGGUGAUAAAGAAGCAGGAUGCAUUCUACAAAGAGCAGCUGGCUAGACUGGAGGAAAGGAGCUCAGAGUUCUACAAAGUCACCACUGAGCAAUACCAGAAAGCUGCUGAGGAGGUGGAAGCAAAGUUCAAGCGGUAUGAGUGUCAUCCUGUCUGUGCUGAUCUGCAGGCCCAAAUCCUCCAGUGUUACCGCCAGAACACCCAGCAGACCCUCAGCUGCUCUGCUCUGGCCAGCCAGUACAUGCGCUGUGUCAAUCAGGCCAAACAGUGUGAUUUGUAACAUUACCGAAGCAGCAGCUGCAGUGGUGUCUGGAGUAUUGACUGAAUCCUGAUUGUCUAGUUUGUGUUCAACUGUCUACAUGUAGCCCCAUGAGGUCAACAGCGUACAUUUAUAGAAUAAAACAGAGUUAACUUGUGACAAAGUCAAAUAUGCAGUAGAAUUUGAAUCGGGCAAAUCCAAGUUUGUAUCCAGGCCCUGCUUUUUACUGGCUCUGUGACCUUGGGCCUUGAUUUUAAUCCUCCAUGAAAUGAGGUGAUGUCAUCUACAGUGUUGUGCCAAUUCCAUUUCUAUAAAGUAUUCAAUAAGUCUGAA
Messenger RNA from Vicugna pacos (alpaca), 1272 nucleotides. The record is from RefSeq and is a predicted model, not a curated record. Lineage: Eukaryota; Metazoa; Chordata; Mammalia; Artiodactyla; Camelidae.